CAAACACCAACAAGAAAACCAAACAACAAAAAUAUAAACUUAAAAAAGUAAAAGAUAAAAAAUAAAGAGAGGAGGAGAGGGGUAUGCAGAUCAAGCAACCUCUCUUCUUUUUCAUCUCUCUCUUUCCCAUCAAAUCAUCAUUUCACUAGCCAUUGUAUACCGUACAGAAGAAUCAGAACCCCUUUUCUUCACAAUCCAAUAAUCCUGUAUUAAUUCUCUGCAAUUUUUCCUCAUUGUUUUCAUGAAAGGCAGCUUAGAUUCUUGAAGUAAACGGAAGAUAUAUAUAUAAUGAGUAGAUUUUGGGCAUCACUUUCGACUCCUCCUGAGUCGCCUUCCUCGGGGUCGUCUCCGUCUCCGGAACAAUCUUACGAUGAUUCGGCUUUAGAAGGCGUGGCGGCGAAUGUAAAGCUAUUGUUGAAGCUAAUCCAGGAUCACAAAGAUGCGUGCAAGAAGGAGAAGAAGGAUGGGCGGAGGAUGCUGAGGGUGGCGACGAUGAUGACCAUUCUGGACAACGUGAGGACGCGGAUUCAGAAGUGCCAAUCGUUCGGGAACAAGAAUCGCGACGUCGUCCUCGCGGAGGUGCCGUCGCGGCGGAGCUACACGGAUCUCAGGUCCGGGAUGAGGCGUUACCACCAGGAGCAGCAGCAGGCGGCGGCGGGGAGCGGCGAUGAAGAGAAUGCGAGGCUGAGGAAGGAGCUGAGCGCUAGCCUGGCGGCGCGGAAGAGCAUGGAGGUCAUGUGCUCUAGCCUGGGGAAAGAGAAGGAGAUCAUGGCGGCGGAGCUGUCGCGAAAAGCCCACGAAUUGAAUGGAAUGGAGGAGCUCAUCAAUGAUCUAAAAGCCCAAAACAGGACAUUGAUGGAGAAGGCACAAGAAUGUGCGUCAGAGCACAAAGAUCAGGAUAAAUCGAGCAGCAGCAGCAACAAAGGAUCACCAUCAGAAGAGAAUGUGCAUAGACAAACGGCAUUACAGGAGCGAAACAAGACGCUUUCGGAGCGAGUGCAGAUAGCCCUGGAUGGGUACAGAUCCAUGAAGAGGAGACUAAAGGAAGUGCAAGAGGAGAAUGCAGCGAUGCGGGCAACGAUGGAGGAGAUGGGGGCAAAAGCGUCGGCCGGCCUAGAGCGAAUCCGUGGCUUCAAGGAAAAAUUCUCCGUGGAAGAAGAAAAAGACUCAUCGUCCGUCUACAUCCGGGGGGAAAUAGCGGAGUUGGAGCACAUGUUCGAGUGCUUCGAAAUGCAGAUCUCCAAACAUGGCGGCGGACAGGUCAAAGGGGAAUGCGUUAAACCCAACGGAGAGAUCAUCAAUCCUCGCAAGCCUUCAGUUCUAGCAUGAUUCGAUUUGAUUCGAUUCUAGCUAGGAAAUGCAUGUGGAUCAAUUGCAUUUUGAUUUCAAAGCACCCAAGAACAAUACAAUUUUUAUGUUGGGGUUGGUGUUGGUGUUGGUGUUGUUGGUGUGUAAUAAAGUGGUGUGAAUGUAUAUAUGAAAUUGGAGGAUCGGAGGUGUAUGUAUGAUUAGUGACAUUUUAUCCGAGUUCGGACACGAAAAUUAGGGUGUAAUCAUAUUAUGAUUAGUCACACUGUGUUGUUGAAUGUUUUCAGCUUUACUUGAACAGUGAUUUGUUUUAAAAUUUGUAAUA
Ipomoea nil (Japanese morning glory) is the source of this 1633-nucleotide messenger RNA. Its product is annotated as spindle assembly checkpoint component MAD1. The record is from RefSeq and is a predicted model, not a curated record. The transcript is spliced from 3 exons. Lineage: Eukaryota; Viridiplantae; Streptophyta; Magnoliopsida; Solanales; Convolvulaceae. The coding region runs from base 289 to 1329 and encodes 346 amino acids.